Messenger RNA from Alternaria incomplexa, 1011 nucleotides. RefSeq lists its product as uncharacterized. The transcript is spliced from 2 exons. Bases 1 to 1011 code for a protein of 336 amino acids. Gene Ontology annotation, molecular function: nucleic acid binding. The record is from RefSeq and is a predicted model, not a curated record. Lineage: Eukaryota; Fungi; Ascomycota; Dothideomycetes; Pleosporales; Pleosporaceae.
AUGGCCGUCGGCGAUAUUCCCUCAAGCCCUCAGCAGGCAGCUGCCCCGCCUCAGCCCAUCGACAUCGAAGCGUGGACCGAGCAAGCAACGGUUGCGCUCAGCUCGGUGGCUAUAUCCACCCCUGGUGAUGCGCUUCAGGGUACCUCGGUUACGCUUGCGAUACCGCUCGAACAUGAUGCGCCUGCCGCUGCCGCCCACCCCGUAGGUGCCUCGGCAGCUGCAAAGGAGGGUGGCUACUAUCAUCGCAAGGAACCACUCCGUCGCGACAGCUUGAAGAGGCGUGAAGCCCUGCUCCGCGGCAAAGAGGGGUCAAGGCGCAGGCAGCGUUGGGAGAAUGAUCGCCUCCUAAACAACCCCUACGCUGAGCCUCCGCUGCCGAAGGACUGGGAGGUCCAUCCUACCUACACGUCCAAGAAUGUACCCUACUAUCUCGCUCCGCUCUGGGACGCCGGCCUCAAGCGCCAGUCCAACGAACGCAAGACCGCCGCCGUCGCCCAAAAGUCCGCGACCAAGACUGUAGCCAACAAGCCCACAACUCCCGGUGUCGUACCCAAGGAGCUGCGCGAGAAGCUGAAGCGAUCACGCGGUGCCAAGGGUCUGCUCAUGGACCUUGAAGGCGAAGUGCGCAAGUUCGUAGAGGGCUGGGAAGAAAAGGAGCGCAAGGCAGAGCAAGACGGCCUACCUGCCGAUCCGGACAGCGAGGACGACGAGAUCGUCUUCGUUGGAAGGAACGGGCAGAUGAACGAUCUCCGCUCGCCUACAGAGGCUGAGGCUAUCAAGAAGGAGCUCAUGCUCUUUGAGACACCCGAGGAAGACGUUGGAGGCAGCUUCGGACGUUGGCUCGUACACCACAUUGGGGUCUACUAUGGCUUGAAGACCUGGAGUGUCACUGUUGGCAAUCCAGCCAGGCGCGAAGCCUAUGUUGGCCUAAAGGGUGCGAAGCUCCAGGCUGGCAACACUGGCAGCCAGGUCUGUGGCACCUUGCCUCGACCGCUCUAUGGCUUGGUAUAG